ACUCUAGUCUAGUCUAUAGUCUAUAACUAACUCUAUGUAUUUUUCAAAAUCAAAACAUUUUGUUUUUUGUAAACUAAGAAAACUAAUAAAUAUUUUAAGCCAUGUCUACUAAACAUAAAAACAUUUUCACCAAAAGUAAGCCUUUAAUGAAUAUCUACAGUGGAGUGGAUCAAGAGGGCAAAGAGGUGGAAGUACGUGAAGAUGCAGAACAGCUUGUAAAGUGGCAUGAAAUAUCUGAUGCGCUGGUCGCAGCUGGAUAUUAUAGAGCUCAACUACAGGGCUUGUCAGCUUUUGAUAAAAUUGUUGGUGGAUUGACAUGGUGUAUUGAAUUGUGUGAUAUUGAUGUAGAUAUUAGCCUUUUGUUUGAGGAGAACCUCACUAUAGGCAAAAAAAUAGCUUUAACAGAGAAGAUAGUAAAAAUACUGCCCAGUAUGAAAUGCCCCUAUAUUAUUGAGCCACAUCAAAUACAAGGUCUAGACUUUAUCAACAUCUUCCCACUAAUUCAAUGGCUCAUAAAAUACUCAAGUGAGUUCAGAGAGGCCAAGGAGGAUGAGUUACGAAAGUUUGCAGUGAUGCAGUAUGAGAAAGAUCAUAUAUUUGAAUCUGAUCGCGCUGUCUACCUUCAGAAUGAAAAGCUAUUAAGAAAUCUAGUUGUUGUACAGAAUCUGUACAAACCAUGUAGAGUGAGGAAGAGGAAAGGAGCAUUCCCUACAAACGAGUUGGAGCAGGUGAAUGCAGUGUUGUCUGAGUACGACCAGAGGAUGCUCAUGCAUGUGUCCAACCACAAAGAUGAAAGUAAACAGGAUGACGGACUUGAUUUCUUGUAUGACUAUGAAAAAAGCUUAGCUGAUCCUUCAGAUAUGACAACAGAGACAGAUAGAUAUUCUGAAGACAAAGAAAAUAAAGAUACAGCCAAUACAAAAAUCCAUUACGCAGUUCUACAUUCUGAGUUGACUGGGGAUGUACCUAAAGAAUUAGAAGAGAAAGAAAAAAUUAAAUAUUCCGAUGACAUUGAGAGACUAACAAAAGUUAUAGGAGACAUGGAAGCUGAAGUAGAUGUCGUUAGAAAAGACCAUGAGGCUAGAAUGGACCAAGCGAAAUCUCAAUACAUGGAUCUUAUAAGUAAUCUACAAAAAAUUACUAAAAAAAUAAUGAAAUCAGAUGAUUAUAGUGAUAAAAAUGUAAAAGACAUUUACAAGUCAUUAAAAGAAUUGGCAAGAGAAAAGAAUGAACUGUUGAAAUUAAUUGAACAAAGAGAAAUGGAACACAAGAAAUUAGAAGAGCUUUCGAGAACUGCCAAAGAACCAGACACAGUAGUAGAAGAACAACCACUGACACCAGAAGAACUGAAAGAGUUCCAGGAUAGAGAGAAGAAGUUGAAGGACUACAUCAGCAGUGUGCGCGCAGAGUUGGGGCACCUGAACCGGCAGGUGCUGAGAUGCACGGUGGCUAUAGAUGAGGUGCCGGGCACAGCUGAGCUGCUGCAGUAUGAAAAGAGAUUUGUAGAACUUUACAAUCAAGUUGCAUCAAAACACAAGGAAACCAAACAAUAUUACAUUUUUUAUAAUACGCUUUACGAAGUUAAACUUUACACUUCCAAAGAAUUAAGUCUGCUGAAUUCUAUUCUGGAUAAUUAUGAUGACGUUAUGUCAUCAGUUAGAAAAAGGGAAGAAUUCAUGACCCAAUUCGAAUCUAUAGUGGAGUGGGUGAAUCAGACGGUCAAGAAAGUGGAACAGAAAUAUAUACAAGAGAAGGAACGGAAAGCAGCGUUACACGCAGAGUACUCCAGACUCAUGGAUGUACAGAGACAGUAUGCGGCUGCUUUGAAGAAGUUGGCUGAGGAGAGACAUAGGUUUGGUCGGGACGAACCUUAAUAUUAUAUCGGAAAGGUAAAUUGGUUGAUUAAAGAUUUAGGGCCGGAUUCACCACCUGUUAUGUGUCUGAUAGCUUAUUCAUUUGUCUUUGUCGUUUGAUAUAAAUUAUGAAAGAGAUGAACUUUCAGUUAGACUAUCUGACACACACAAAAGGGAAUGCCCAUUGCCUAACCACCCGGCUAUUUACUUUACUUUUUUUAAAAAAAUCUUAUCAAUCUUAAGGGUAAGCAAAAGUAUAUAAAUUAGUAAAAUUUAAUCCAUAAUCUCACUCUUAAUUCCUUGAUUAGACGUGCACCGAAAAGCAUUAUUUUAAUCGAGCAGUUUUGUUUCUUUUGUGAGAAAUAUUUACCCUUCAUAAAUUGGGUCCUCCAACUAAUUUUGUUACAGGGCCCCUCCAAGGCACGCUAACUGCUUGCACGCUAACGCUCACGCUGACUGUCUUGAUGAUUCUACUUUAAUAAUAAAAUCAUUACUUUAUCAAAAAAAGUUUGCUACAACGUUUUACGACAUUUAAAAUUUAUCUUUAAUAUCCAACGGGGACAACCCAAGAUCGUUCUUGGCCUUGUUGUUCAUACAGCCUGAGUUUUAGAACAUUUUUUGAAGAUUUAUGAUUGGUUUAUUUGUUUGUUAAGCUUGUUGGUAACAGAAAAAAAUAACACAAAUAAAAUAAUACAGCUUCAAAUGCAACUUCGCCGCUUUGGUAACCGGUGAACUUUAUGAACAAGAAGAGUGAUAAAAAAAUUGUUUUCAUCAAGAAACAUACUUUUAUUAUACUAAUUAUUAUUUAACCAGAUCCUUAUUUAUACAUCACUAGCGGACGCCCGCGACUUCGUUCGCGUGAAACUCGAUGUAAACUUUCAACUACCUCUACCUUACCCCUACCCUACGUUGAAAUUUUUCCUAAAUUUUCUUUGCUAUGAACCUCACGGAGCCCGAGACCUUUCCAACGAAUGCAAAACCGUGGAAAUCGGUUCGUGCGUUCUGGAGUUUUGGAGCGUCAGGAAGGAAAGCCCGACUUAUUUUUAUAUAGUAGAAGAUAAUAUUAUCAUCUCCAUAUGCUUUUAUACGGGGGUAUACCUGGGUUCCCGGAGACGACGUUGUUGGUCGGUGGGCAUUCUCCUUUAGAAGCUAUUGUUAGCAGAUUAAUAGACUAACGGACACGGAGUAGCUAAGACCGCAAAUCCGUCCAAGCCCUUGAAUGCAAAGUCACCUGGUGUUCAAAUUAAUUUAUCUUAUGUAUCAAAGGCUACUCGUAACUGUAACUCGUGGGUAGCACCAAAUAAUUAGCAUUUUGGAUAAAUUUCUCUUAAAUUAAGCAAGAAUUUUUAAAUAUUUAACCUUAUAAUUUUUUACUUGGUCGCUAGUUGGCAAUAUUCGUAUGUCUUUAAAUAUAAAGGAGAUGUUCCGUUCACACCGUUCCACCGUAGGAUGUACACUUACCAUCAGAUCGUGGUCAAGCGCGAGCCUAUUCAAUAUUCCGUUAUGUACCAUACGAGUAUAUACCGUUUUAAUUUAAAAAAACAUAAAGAUCUACUGCGCUCGAGUUAAUCCUAAAAUCUCAUCUUGGUUUUCCCUAUUGUUAUAUGUUUAUGGGAAACUGAGUCUGCAUUAGGGAACUAUUUGUUCUUAGUAAUGCAACGUUUUAUAUUUCUAGUGAAUAAAUGUUUUAGGAUCGGCAUUUAGCAAUAAAUUUAAAUUUUAAAUUCAUAUUAUUGUAGAUAUUUAUUAGAAAGCCUAAUUUAUACAUAUUGUUGUGUUAUAUUGCCUUUAACAGCUUACAAGUAAACGCAAAAAUAUAAGUUGCAUUGAACUUGAUUAGUAAUUAUUAAGUUUACUGAAACUCCAUUCCUUAUUAUAUGUUAAGACUGAUAAACAUUUUUGUAUUUAUGCAUUUUUGUAUGAGAAUUAUAAAAUAAAAUGUACCAUAGA
Molecule: messenger RNA, 3803 nt
Organism: Bicyclus anynana (squinting bush brown)
Lineage: Eukaryota; Metazoa; Arthropoda; Insecta; Lepidoptera; Nymphalidae
Gene: fidipidine
Product: coiled-coil domain-containing protein 93
Exons: 10
Coding region: 102-1874 (590 amino acids)
Biological process (GO): Golgi to plasma membrane transport
Source: RefSeq, a predicted model, not a curated record